AUGAUGUCCUCGACACCUCCAAGCGGGCCGCCCAGCCCAACCCUCUUCGUGACGGGCCUUCCCGUUGAUUGCACCGCUGAGUUUGCCAAGUCAAUCUUCGGCCAGUACGGCAUUGUGAAGGAUGCAAGGAUGCUUCCAGUCGCUCCAGGCAAGACCGCGGCGGCGGCAGUUGUGGUGAUGACCACGGCAGAUGAUGCGAAAUGGAUUGUGGAUCACGUCAACGGCAACGUCCCACAGAGCCUCACCCAGCCUGUCACAGUGACCUUCAAGUUCAAGGGCAAGGGCUUCGAAAAAGGUUUUGGCAAGGGCAUGGACCUCAGUGCCCUGAGCGGCCUGGCUGCGGGCCUAGGUGGUGGCAUGGGCGGAAAGGGCGCGGAGGACGGCAACAGCAAUGCCAAUCCAGCUGUGGCGGGCUUGUUGCAGCUGCUUGUUCCCUUGGUUGGGGCUGUGGCUGGGAUGCAGGGAGGUGGCAAGGGAGGAUGGGUUCCGCCAAAGCCGCCCCCAGGCCAGCAGAUUUGCCGGUACUUCGAGGCUGGCAUGGCGUGUCCUCGCGAUGGCUGCACCUUCUGGCAUGGGGACUCCAACGGAGGCGCGGGCGCUGGCAUGGACACCGGCAUGGGCAACGGCAUGGGCAUGGGCAUGGGCAAGGGCGCAGGUCCACCUAUGGGAAAAGGAGCGCCUUCUUACAAGACGCGCAUGUGCGACUUCUACAUGCAGGGCAAAUGCACCUGGGGAGAGAACUGCAAAUUUGCGCAUUAUCCAAAUGAGCUAAUCCGGUGA
Messenger RNA from Symbiodinium pilosum, 780 nucleotides. Lineage: Eukaryota; Dinophyceae; Suessiales; Symbiodiniaceae. The record is from the annotation of a GenBank genome assembly.